This is a messenger RNA of Andrographis paniculata, 2226 nucleotides long. Its product is annotated as probable sugar phosphate/phosphate translocator At1g12500. Gene Ontology annotation, molecular function: antiporter activity. The coding region runs from base 31 to 1095 and encodes 354 amino acids. Gene Ontology annotation, cellular component: Golgi apparatus. The transcript has a single exon. The record is from RefSeq and is a predicted model, not a curated record. NCBI's taxonomy places the organism in Eukaryota, Viridiplantae, Streptophyta, Magnoliopsida, Lamiales, Acanthaceae.
CAACCCAUCACCACCCCAAUCGCCGCCGCCAUGGUGGAGGCGCAGUCCUGGACCACCCGCCGCGGCAGCAACCCCCGCCUCGACCCCCCCUCCUCCUCCUCCGCCGCCGCCGAUCAAUCCAUUGACAUCCCCGUCACCCCCACCGCCGAACUCCGGCAACACCCCCAAACCUCCUCCGGCGCCACCACCGCCGCCAUCAUCGCCGCCUGGUACCUCUCCAACAUCGGCGUCCUCCUCCUUAACAAAUACCUCCUCAGCUUCUAUGGCUUCCGCUACCCCAUCUUCCUCACCAUGCUCCACAUGCUAUCCUGCGCCGCCUACAGCCUCGCCGCCAUUAAAUUCCUCGAAAUCGUACCUUUCCAGAAAAUCCACAGCCGCCGGCAGUUCCUCAAAAUCGCCGCCCUCUCCGCCGUCUUCUCCUUCUCCGUCGUCUGCGGCAACACCUCCCUCCGUUACCUCCCCGUCUCCUUCAACCAAGCCAUCGGCGCAACGACGCCGUUUUUCACAGCCAUUUUCGCAUUUAUUAUCACCUGUAAAAAAGAAUCCGCCGAGGUUUAUGCCGCCCUCGUCCCCGUCGUCUUCGGCAUCGUCGUCGCCAGCAACAGCGAACCGCUUUUCCAUUUAUUCGGUUUUUUUAUGUGCGCCGGUUCGACCGCCGGUCGGGCGCUAAAAUCGGUGGUGCAGGGGGUUUUGCUGAGCUCCGACGCCGAGAAAUUGCACUCGAUGAAUUUACUGCUGUACAUGGCUCCGAUCGCCGCCGUGAUUCUGCUGCCGUUCACGCUUUAUAUUGAGGGGAAUGUCGCCGCCGUGGCGGCGGAGAAGGCCGCCGGCGACGGGUUUAUGGUGGUGCUGCUGGCGGCGAAUGCGACGGUGGCGUAUUUGGUGAAUUUGACGAAUUUUUUGGUGACGAAGCACACGAGUGCUCUGACGUUGCAGGUUUUGGGGAAUGCGAAAGCCGCCGUCGCCGCCGUCGUGUCGGUGUUGAUUUUUAGGAAUCCGGUGACGGUUAUGGGGAUGAUGGGGUUCGCCAUUACUGUUAUGGGUGUUGUUCUUUACAGCGAGGCGAGGAAGAGGGCGAAGGGGGGCGGGCAUUAGCCGUUGGAUUGGAUUUAGAUCUCGGAUCAGAUGAACGGUCACGAUUGCUUUACCUUUUUUAUUUGUUUUUUAUUUUUUGCUGGUAUUUGGUCAUGGGAAUUGUUGUAUUCUUGAAUUUGAUGACGAAUUGGUGUAUAGGGAAGAAAAAGAUAGAAAAUUUUAAGAAAAAAUUGAAGGGUUUUGGGGGGUUAAUUUUUUUUUUUUUUUUUUUUUUUUUUUGGGUUUUAAAUUUGGUGUUGUUUUGUAUAAUUGUUUUUGGAUUGGGGGAAUUUAAAGGGUGUAAGAAGAGAACAAAGGUGUCUCCUUUUUGCUAUCCCCAAUUUUUGUUGUGUUCUUCACUUUGGAUUGAUUGAUAUUACAAAACCCAUAAAAAUUUGAAUAUUUGAUGUUAUAUUUUCUAUUCAGAAAACCCAAAAAAUUAUGUUGAUGAAUGAUAUAAGAGCUUAAAUACACAAAGAAUUGAUGAUGAUUCUUGGGAUAUAGAUAAUGUUCUUGUCCUUGUAGUUCUUGUAAUUUUUGAGGUUUAAUUACUUGCAUUUACAUGAUUUUUACCAAAUCUUGAAUUCGAAAAGAAGACAUUUUUAUUUUUUGUGGGGUUUAAGGUUAGGCAUGUCCCAAGUGGCAAAAUUCCAUGAAUUGCCUUGAUUAGGUUUAGUAUAAAAUUUGUGUCGAAUUUUAGUACUACUUUGUAAUAUGUCUUUUCUUUUAUUUGGGACCCUUUAAUGGAUGGUUUCUUGGAACAAUGUCACAUGGGGGGAACAAUCUACUUUCCAAUCAAGUGGUCGUGACCAUAUUUGGAUUGUAGUCGAUUUAGAAUAAUCGAUUUUUUAUUUUUUAUUUUUUAUUUUUUUACUAUUUAAUUAUUUUAUAUAGUUCGGUAUAACUUUUUUUUAAAGACUUCGAAGAUACUUGAUCUAGUUUCUAUUUUAAAUUGGAUUCGAUGUUGGUGUAGAGUCUUCGAAUUGUGGAAAGUGUUGACUUCUUGUUCAAAUAUAUUCAAAUCAUAUCCGAUCGUAGUUGAAGAAUCGUUCGAGUAGAAUUUAUUUUUAUCUUUAAAGAGAUGCGAUCUUAUGUUUGUAAUUAAUGAAAAUUGGGUUUUCUAUUUUUAUCAAAGGAUAAUUCGAUUCGAUA